UGAACGAGCAGCGUUCCGUCUACAUACCCUUUCGCGGUAUCUGGUUUGACAUAGCAAGGAUUGAUAAAGGUGCAUUCCACGUAACGCUAGGGAAUGCUGCCGACCUUUUCCUUCGGGUGCGGGGAGGAUCAGAUCCUGAUAGGAACCCGGAGAUGCUGCAGUACUACUCCCUCUCCGUGGCCCAUUUGAGAGAACGUCUCAACAGUGCCGUUGACAGCAUCAGUGAUGGGAUGGUAGCCCACAUUCUGUCCCAUCUCUGCUUCUGUAUGAGACGCCAAGACUGGACAGCAUGGAAAGCCCACAUGGGUGGCUUAGCAGCUAUUUCAAGGCUGCGAGACGGUCUUGCUCAUCUGGGCCGCGGAGUACAUACCUGGAUUCUUUUAUCAGACCUGGGUGGAAGCAUAGUGUAUGAUACAGUUCCCUGGCUACCCUUGCCUUCCUAUUUUCCUCCAUGCAAGACGUCUCUCAAGAACCUUCCGAUACGACUGCAAGAGCUUUUGUCACUAUUGGAUCCGAACUCAAUCACCGUGACACAGACAAUUGAAGCCUUAGAAAGACUCCACUUUGUCGCGAACGAGGUGAACACCAAAGGUCAUUCACCCUUCUUCUGGCGCCAAGACGAAGAUGCCAUAAGCGUUCUCGGACCGUGUAUUCAUUUCCUGCUGUCCAUGCCUCGCCUUCCGGAGAAUCUGGGUGCAACUCUCAGGUUGGAUGAGAUCGUCAUGGAGAUGGUGAGACUGAUCAGCCUCUGCCUCGUGUCAAGUCUCAAGGCCAUGUUUUCGUUCAAUGCGCCCGAGAAAGCUCAGCUGGAGAGUAAGCUUUCCAGAUUCACCGUCUCAUACACAAGAUAUCUCGGUGGUCCCUAUCGCGACCUUAAAGUCUGGACGCUUGUCACAGCGUCUUUGAUGCAGAACGGCGGGAGUCGAGAUGUGUACCUGGACGAGAUUCGGCGAGAUAUGGUUGGCACAGGCGAAACAGAUGCCACUUCUUGCGUUCAAAUCGCAAAGGAUUUCAUCUGGUUUUUCAACCUAGAAUAUAUGACCAUGUUGGUAAUGGUAAUUGAGAAAGCGCCUGGACCACCAGCCAGGAAGAAGAAGGAAAAGGGGAGUGAAAACUACACCCUGGCUGCCACUAAUUCUACCCGAGUAUACGAAUUGAUAAACGUUACAAUUCGCAGAUCUAACCUGCAACAAACGUUCUCUAGCAGCUGA
Colletotrichum graminicola M1.001 is the source of this 1211-nucleotide messenger RNA. RefSeq lists its product as uncharacterized. The record is from RefSeq and is a predicted model, not a curated record. The coding region runs from base 153 to 1211 and encodes 352 amino acids. The transcript has 4 exons. Lineage: Eukaryota; Fungi; Ascomycota; Sordariomycetes; Glomerellales; Glomerellaceae.